CCUUUUUUCUCUCUCUUUCUGAGAGGUUGUAUGACAGCUUUUCCUGCUGCUGGCAGAGAGUGGAGACCGUGAGGGAGAGGGAAAGUCUGUUAUUCAGAGCAAGCUACCACCUCUUCCCUAUAGGUUUCUCUACACGCUCCAGGACUGGAGAACAGCAGUAGUCACACACAAGGAACGAGCAAGAUUGACAAAGUCAGGAUUGCUUGUUGUGUUGAUUUUGUCAACCUGGAUGCGAGAAGUGGACUGUUUUGACUGAGGCUAGCAUUGAGCCUUACCUUAUCUUGACAGGAAUGAACUUUCCUAAGAGGACACUUUGACAGUACUACUUACUUGGGCGGCCAAAUGAACUGUUCGGCCUGAGGAGCGAAGGGCACGGGCGUAGAUCCAGAGAGACAGAGAGAGAGGGUAGCUCAAUCAUUCAGCAAACCUCUCCACUUCCAUCAUGAGCUGGGACUGAAUAGUUACCACUACAGCUUCAUUCUAUGGUGUAAGCAAAGGCUACUGGACAUAUCGUCAGCAUGGACGCAAAGAGGAAAGAGAUGGACCUCCUGAGCAACAGCAUAGCUGCCUAUGCACACAUCAAAGAGAACCCAGAGAGCUUUGGGCUGUACUUUGUGAUUGGGGUUUGUUUUGGCCUGGUCCUCACCCUCUGCCUCCUGGUCAUUCGGAUCUCCUGCAAGCCCCGCACCAACAUCCCGGCCUCCACGCCCGAGAAGAAACACCUGAAGGACUUCAGUGAGGACGAAUGUGAUGAAGAUAGCGAGGAUGAGGAUGAGGAAGAGGAGGGUGACGUUGAAGCACCUGCCCCCAUGCCCACCACAGAGAUUCCCAUUGGCAACCACCACAACCACAGCCAAUCGGACGGGACACUGAGCGUUAACGUGUUCACGUCGGCCGAGGAGCUAGAGCGGGCACAGCGAUUGGAGGAGAGGGAGCGAAUCAUACGGGAGAUCUGGAGGAAUGGGCAGCCUGAUAUCCUGGGUUCAGGAACAGGCACUAUAGGUCGGGUGCACUACUACUAACGUCCAGUACUACUGGGCCACUGAAUGGACAUACUAUAUAGAACUAUGGUGCUAUGGAAUCAGGGGGUACACUGUGGUCCACACCCGCCAAAGACAGAUUCCCAUGAGGGGUGUCACUCAUGCUGUUGUAUACAGACAGGUCACAAGUGGCGUGCUACUUCGAUCUGGGGUGUAUUCAGUGAUGUGAAAUCUUAUGAAUGUUGCAGAUAGAAAUAUAAUGAAUAGAGCUGACAAAAUUCACUAUUCUACCUGAAAGACAAACAUAUCUGUUCUGCACGAUAAGUUUCUAUCUGAACAUUCUGUAACAUGACAUCCCUCUGAACAGGCCCUUGAAGUGUGAGUCUUGACUCUAACACUAUGUGAUAGUGGUGUGCUGUGUGAAUGUAUUUCCCCCAUCAACAUUUGUCACCUACUACCACUGCCAUAAUACCACAAGGCACCUUUGAGACCAGUUCUGCUGCUUUGUGAUUUAGGCAUGUGAAUGGGAACGUUUAUCAUAAUUGGAGUCUACAGUGUAGAGAGAUGCCUGAAUAAAGUAUUGCCCUUAGAAAAACACAAAGGGAGUAAGGAAGGACCUAUACAGACAUUGACAAAUAGCCAGAGAUACUGUAGGGAGUAGGGACCAAGUAUUUUGCAAUGAGAGGUCACUUUCUUUUGUUUGCUAUGGGGCCAUGUUUCCCUCAACACUGGUGAGUUUACAGCGGGACAGUGCCGUGAGCUGUUUGUCAUUAUAUUAGGAAAUUAUCCUCAAUGCUUUAGAGUGGUCUUGGAACCUUCUGUGAGAAAAUAGCUUUGCCUAAGUAAGAAAAUAGAAAUAGAUUCGGUGAGACCAUUUUUCACCUGAUGUCAAGUCAUUUUGGAAUUGGACUGCUCAAUUUGCUCAGUUUAAGAACACAGUUUUAGGCUGUUUUCAGAACCAAUUACACUAGGGGAAAUUAAGUAAUUAAAGUGUGAAACUCAAAAGGCCUUGUGGUUGUUUCUGUUACACUUAAUGUCUUUCAGACAAACAAUGCUCUUUCUUAAAAUGUUCCUAGACUAUGUAUUUUGGAUAUACUGUACAAUAUAAAGAUUGUCUAGGGCUGAAAUUGAACAACUGAAAAACCUCAGUUGAACCAUUUAAUUACAAUGGAUUGUAAGGUCACUCAUAGUGAAUUGUUAUUCUUAAUCAAUUGCUCCCAUGUGUGCCUUGAAAUGUUAAAUAGAUAUGAUUUUUAUAGUACAAUACCUUGAAAACUUGUUUACUAAAUGUUUUGGCAAAACCCAGUGGUCUAUCUAAAUGAAAUAAAGUCUUAUUUUAUUGUUGGAAAUAAAACACAGCACAAAAGGA
This is a messenger RNA of Oncorhynchus keta (chum salmon), 2349 nucleotides long. Its product is annotated as protein eva-1 homolog B-like. The transcript has 4 exons. The coding region runs from base 519 to 1022 and encodes 167 amino acids. The record is from RefSeq and is a predicted model, not a curated record. Lineage: Eukaryota; Metazoa; Chordata; Actinopteri; Salmoniformes; Salmonidae.